AUGCGGCCCGCCCUGCUCGCGCUCCUCCUGCUUCCCUCCUGCCUCCCCGGGGCGCGGGGCGGCCUCCGCGAGGACCUGGGCCUGCUGAGGACCCAGCUUGCGCUCCGCCUCUACCGGGACGCGGCGGCGGCGCCCGGCAAUGGAACCAACGUGGUCAUUUCCCCGGCCGGCGUGUCCCUGGCUCUGGAGAUCCUGCAGUUCGCGGCCCAGGGGGACACUGCGCGGCAGCUGGUGCAGGCGCUGGGCUACUCGCUCCACGCCCCGCAGGUGAGCGCGUCCAUCCGCAGCGCCUACGCCGCCCUGCGCAGCCCUGGCCGCGGCCCGCGGGUGGAGUUGGCCUGCACCGUGUUCGUGCAUCCGGGCGUGGCCAUGUCGCCCUGCUUCGUGGAGCGCGUGUCGCGCUGGGCCAACAGCAGCCUGCAGCCAGCGCCGCCCCGGGAGCCCCGCGGCCCACCCACGAGCUCAGGUGAGCAGCGGGGGGGGGGGGGGGGCAGGGGUGGCGGCCCCGCAGGCCCCGAGUCGGGGCGGGCCGAGGCGGCGUGGGCGCGGCUGGCGCUGCUGAGCACCAUGUCCUUCCGGAGCGCCUGGCGCCGCGGGUUCGCUCCCGCCGACACCCAGCCGCUGCCCUUCGCAGGCGCGCGGGGCCUGGCGCUGCAGGUGCCCACGAUGCACCAGACGGCCGAGGUCAACUACGGCCAGUUCCAGGGCCCCGCGGGCCAUCAGGUGCAGGUGCUGGAGCUGCCCUACCUGGGAAGUACCGCGAGUCUGCUUGUGGUGCGGCCGCGCGACAAGGACACCCCGCUGAGCCACAUCGAGCCCCACCUCACAGCCAGCGUCCUGCACACCUGGAUGUCCAGCCUCACGAGAGCCAGAAUGGACGUGUUCCUGCCCAGAUUCAGGAUCGAAAAUCACUUCAAUUUGAAACCCAUUUUAAAUUCUUGGGGAAUCACCGAUCUUUUUGAUCCACUCAAAGCCAACUUGAAAGGGAUUUCAGGCCAAGAUGGUUUUUACGUCUCUGAAGCAAUUCAUAAAGCCAAGAUGGAGGUUUCAGAGGAAGGCACCAAGGCAUCUACAGCCACAGCUCUGCUGUUACUGAAAAGGUCUCGGAUUCCUGUUUUUAAGGCGGAUCGGCCAUUCUUCUUUCUCCUGAGAGAACCCGACACAGGUAACGACCGACCGUAUGCUUUUGACAGAAUUCAGCUGCUUAAGUAGGGAUCCGCGGCUCUCUAGCAACCAGCGCCCGCUUGCCCGCUGGGCCUACACCAAGCAUUCCUCCGGCUAGUUGCUAUGGUGCUUUCAAAGCUUCUUGUCGCCUGUCCUGAGAAAGGGGAGCGUUCCGCAACUACGGACACGGAUAUCCUCCGUGUUGUCUGACUUCUC
Molecule: messenger RNA, 1380 nt
Organism: Nyctereutes procyonoides (raccoon dog)
Lineage: Eukaryota; Metazoa; Chordata; Mammalia; Carnivora; Canidae
Gene: SERPINE3
Product: serpin family E member 3
Exons: 7
Coding region: 1-1212 (403 amino acids)
Biological process (GO): negative regulation of endopeptidase activity
Molecular function (GO): serine-type endopeptidase inhibitor activity
Source: RefSeq, a predicted model, not a curated record